AGGUCGAAGGGAUGAAUCCACUACUCAAGGGACUCUUCACCCACGGGUACGCCAUCGACCCCGAAAUUUCCUUGGCAGAAAAGCGACAUCUGCUACAGUGGGACAGUGACAUCGCGUACCGGAAAGGAUCAACAAAAAUCUGGGUACCCAAUUACCCUCCUUUGCGCCAGUUACUACUCGAAGAAUACCACGACGUCCUGUACGCCGGACACUUCGGUGGCAACAAGACGCUGACCGGUAUCGCCAAACACUACUACUGGCCCCAUAUGGCAGACGACGUCCAGAAAUUCGUCACCUCGUGUGAUACAUGUCAGCGGAUGAAGAGCAGCAAGCAGAAAAAGGCGGGACUACUGCAGCCUCUUCCUGUCCCAGAACAACCAUGGCAAGUGGUUAGCCUAGAUUUCAUCACCGGGUUACCACCUACCUCCAGCGGUCAUGACGCCAUCCUUGUCGUCAUUGACAAGUUCUCCAAAAUGGGACACUUCAUCCCGACACACACGACGGCACGCACCGAGGAGACAGCACAGCUCUUCGUUCGUCACAUCAUCUCCCAGCAUGGCAUCCCAACCACACUCAUUUCCGACCGAGACCCCAAGUUCACCAGCAGGUUCUGGAAGGAACUUAUGUCUCUUCUCGGGACCAAACUCGCCAUGUCAUCCGCAUACCAUCCGCAGACAGACGGACAGACCGAGCGCCUCAACCAAAUUGUUGAACAACUCCUCCGAGCAGCCUGCAAGGACGACAUCUCCAAAUGGGACUUGCACCUGCCCGUACUCGAGUUUGCUUACAACAAUGCUACACAUGCCGCUACUGGACAGACGCCGUUCUUCCUCUGCUACGGACGCCACCCACUCACACCACAAAAACCGACAGCAUCAGCUACAGUCCAACCUGCACACGACUUCAUCACAACCAUGCACCAACUUUGGGAUCGGACCCAUAAGCGCCUCCUUGACAUUCAACAGCAACAGAAGCGCCAGGCCGAUCGCCAUCGCAACGACCACACCAUUUCCGUGGGAGACCAAGUGCUCCUCGACACCCGCAACCUGGACAUCAGCCAUCUCCCAUCUAAACUUCGACCUCGCUUCUGCGGGCCUUUCCUCGUUGAAGCACAGGCGAUCUAGUCUUUGCCACUGCAGACACUG
Closterium sp. NIES-67 is the source of this 1145-nucleotide messenger RNA. Lineage: Eukaryota; Viridiplantae; Streptophyta; Zygnematophyceae; Desmidiales; Closteriaceae. The record is from the annotation of a GenBank genome assembly.